AUGUUUCAUUUCCAGAAAGUAAUUUUUCUAAUCACUACUCCAUUUUCCAUCGUCGCAAACUUUAUUCUUACUUUGCUGAUUAUUUCAAAAUCCCCGCCACAAAUGGGUAACUAUAAGCAUUUGCUGAUAGGAGUUUCAGUGUUCGAAAUAUUCUAUGCAGUGUUGGAUUUUGUAUCCGAGACUACAGUGCUUUCAAUUAAACGAUCGUUUGCUGUAGUGGUUCCGUAUGAGGAACGAUUUUUCGGAAAAGAAAUUGCUAUGAUUCUGAACUGUGCGUACUGUGCUUUUUCCGGAUUCUCCUUGGGCAUGUUCGUGAUUAUAUUCGCGUAUCGGUACUUUGUAGCAACUGGAAGCAUACUUCUCCAAAAGUUUGAAGGCAUCAAGAUUUUAACCUGGUUUUCAUUUCCCAUUUCAUAUGCUAUUAUAUGUUUUUUGUUGGAUUGGAUUCCUCUUAGCUCUUCUCCAGAGAUGGAUACUGUUGUGAGAGAUGCUAUGUUAAAUGAGCUGAAUACGACAUUGGAUAAGGUUGUAUAUACGGGGCCAUUGAUAUUUUCAACGCACGAUAAUUCAUUGCAAUUUACUGCUUUCCUGACUUUUGUUCUGCAAUCGGUAUUAACGACCACCUCAUUUGCCCUAAUCAUAUUUUUUGGCCUGCGUUGCUACUUAAGUAUCGGAAAAUUGGUAGAUCACACGGAUCUUCGAUCCGUCGGACUGAAACAAAUUCAGAAGCAAUUAUUUGUCGCGUUGGUGUUUCAGUUGCUACGACAAUUGCAUUAUUCCCGGCUAUUGAUCCACUUCCAACAAUUUUCAUAGUCAAAAGCUAUCGAUCUGAAAUAUUAAAAAUUUUUUGGCCCUUGGGAAUUAGGUGUCAGGAGCAGUCAACAGCUGUGGGACAUGUGGAAAACAUUAUAAAAGUUUUGUAAAU
Caenorhabditis elegans is the source of this 925-nucleotide messenger RNA. NCBI's taxonomy places the organism in Eukaryota, Metazoa, Nematoda, Chromadorea, Rhabditida, Rhabditidae. The record is from the annotation of a RefSeq genome assembly.